AUGCACCCUGAAGAGCCACCAGUGAUCGAUUUCGGACCAUUCUAUGGCUCUGACAGUCAUGCGAAGAACAAGCUUGUGCAAGAGCUGCGACAGGCUUGUGAGCAAUUCGGCUUCUUCCAACUCGUCAACCAUGCCGUCCCGACGGAUCUCCAGCAGCAGAUCCUCCAACAAAGCAAAGACCUCUUUGGGCUUCCGCUAAAAACCAAACAGAAAUACCAUAAAGACAUCGGAGGCUUCAACCGAGGCUACGAGUCCUUCCGAUCCCAACACUUCGAGAAGCAAAGCAAGGGAGACCUCAAAGAAGGAUAUUACCUGGGAAAUAACCUACCACUAACGGAUCCAUAUGUGAUCGAAAGAAGGUUCGGUCAAGCACCGAACAAGUACCCAACAGAAGUCCGUGAUCCGCAACAAUGGCAACGUGUCAUGGAACAAUAUCAUUCUGCCAUGACCACUCUUUCAAUCAACCUCAUGCGAGUCUUGGCAAGUACGUUGGAGCUGAGUGAGAACUUCUUCGAUGACUUCUGCCGUCAUCCAGUCGCUGCCCUGAGGCUACUUCAUUAUCCUCCGCAAGAUCCGGCUACAGCGGAGACUGAGAGAGGAAUCGGCGCCCACACUGACUUCGGAGCAAUCACAAUUCUUCUCCAAGACAAUACCGGUGGACUACAAGUGUGGAACAACGCAUCAUCUGAAUGGGUCGAUGUCACUCCUGUUCCCGGGGCAUAUGUAGUGAACCUGGGCAACAUGAUGAUGCGAUGGACGAAUGACCGCUACUUAUCCAAUCUUCACCGAGUUAUCAAUAGAAGCGAACAGGAAAGAUUCAGUAUCCCUUUCUUCUUUUCCGGAAAUCCGAAUUUCGAGAUCAACUGCCUUCCUAGCUGCCUGGAUCCUGAGAAGGGCGCUAAAUAUCCCCCUGUUACUGUUCAUGAUUGGAUGACUGGUCGGUUUGCGGAUACUUAUGGCUCGAAGGAGGGGAAUGCUAUUGGUGAUAUGAGACAGGAGCUUGUUGAUAGUAUGGCUGCAAAGUAG
Molecule: messenger RNA, 1026 nt
Organism: Penicillium cinerascens
Lineage: Eukaryota; Fungi; Ascomycota; Eurotiomycetes; Eurotiales; Aspergillaceae
Product: isopenicillin N synthase family dioxygenase
Exons: 4
Coding region: 1-1026 (341 amino acids)
Molecular function (GO): dioxygenase activity
Source: RefSeq, a predicted model, not a curated record